UCUUCUCCAUUAUCCGAAAUCCUCAAAAACUAAGGAGCAAAAUGCUAUUGGAUUUCUCGUAGAUUCAAGUUUCACGAAUUUCUUUUUCAUCUUAUUGCUCGGUUUUCAUGGCCUCUUUCGUGGAAAUCGAUCGGUUCAAUCUUCUUCCGCUCUCUCUAUCUUCGCUUUCCGCCUGCUCAUGCCGUCUUUCUCCGAGCAGAACCCUAAGGUUCAGUCGCCGGUUCUCCAAACUCAAUCUCCGAUUGGUAAUUGAUGGAUCCAAGCGUGUGUUUCCGAUUCGCCAGGCGCGCGUUUACACCAACCGCCGCGUUAUCACGGCCCUGGUUCGAGCCGAGCAGGACCGACUCGACGAGGACAAUGCUAAGGAGGAAGUUGGUGAAGGCCAAAUGUUAUCAACAACAGAAGAUGCUGUUUCUGAUCGUAAACAGAAAGCCAGUCAGUUAAGGAAAAGGAUCUUUUUUGGUCUUGGCAUUGGAAUUUCUGUUGGAGCUAUUGUAUUGGCUGGUGGAUGGGUUUUCACAGUGUCCCUGGCUGCUGCUGUUUUUGUUGGCGCACGUGAAUAUUUUGAGCUGGUUCGGAGUCGUGGAAUCACUUCCGGAAUGACACCUCCUCCACGAUAUGUGUCACGAGUUUGCUCUGUUAUCUGUGCUCUCAUGCCGAUACUUACUUUGUACUUUGGCAAUAUUGAUGUUUCAGUGACAUCUGCUGCAUUUGUUGUUGCUACGGCAUUGCUCUUACAGAGAGGGAAUCCUCGUUUUGCUCAGCUCAGCAGUUGCAUGUUUGGGCUGUUUUAUUGUGGUUACCUACCUUGUUUCUGGGUCAAGCUUCGAUGUGGUUUAGCAGCUCCUGCCCUUAAUACUAGAUUUGGUGCAGCAUGGCCCUUUCUUCUUGGUGGCCGAGCUCAUUGGACAGUGGGUCUUGUGGCAACCUUGAUUUCCAUUAGUUGCAUAAUUGCAGCCGAUACAUAUGCUUUUGUGGGUGGCAAGGCCAUAGGUCGGACUCCACUUACUAACAUUAGCCCAAAGAAAACAUGGGAGGGAACUUUUGUUGGUUUGGGUGGAUGUAUAGCAACUUCUGUUGUGUUGUCAAAGAUUUUUAGCUGGCCAACAUCUUUGCUUGGUGCAAUUGCUUUUGGGUUUCUGAACUUCUUUGGAUCUGUUUUUGGAGAUCUUACUGAGUCGAUGAUCAAACGUGAUGCUGGUGUCAAGGACUCUGGUUCCCUAAUACCUGGGCAUGGUGGCAUACUUGACAGGGUGGAUAGCUACAUUUUCACAGGUGCCCUUGCAUACUCUUUUGUCAAAACCAUCUUACCACUCUAUGGUGUUUGAGAAAAUUUUGAUUAAGAAUGAGCAAAAAUAGCAAAGGGAAAUCCAUUGGUUUUAGUGUGCUGGAGGAGUACAAAAACUGUAAAUGAGCAAAAUUCUUGUCUCAAGAAUUGCCAAGAAGGGAGUUGCAGAUGGUUUUGCGUCUCGACGACGGGUGCAUCAAGCAUUGCUGUUCUUGAGAAUUCUCAUUUUCUUGUAGUCUUCUUGUCUGGAGAUCAAGUCCUUCACCGGCCAAUCAGACCUUGUGGAUCAAUCUCUACAGCAAUGGCUGUCACUGGUACGUUCACCAUAGCCUUAAAGAUUUAUUUUUUUAAUAUAUAAUUUGUUGUAGAAAGAAAUAUUGAAGUUUCAAUUCCAAUUAAAAUAAAUUGUAAUUGAUCUCUGAAUUAUUGAAUCAAUAGCUCCAGACACC
Rubroshorea leprosula is the source of this 1737-nucleotide messenger RNA. The record is from the annotation of a GenBank genome assembly. Lineage: Eukaryota; Viridiplantae; Streptophyta; Magnoliopsida; Malvales; Dipterocarpaceae.